Messenger RNA from Hibiscus syriacus, 917 nucleotides. Its product is annotated as nudix hydrolase 18, mitochondrial-like. NCBI's taxonomy places the organism in Eukaryota, Viridiplantae, Streptophyta, Magnoliopsida, Malvales, Malvaceae. Gene Ontology annotation, cellular component: cytoplasm; nucleus. Bases 251 to 802 code for a protein of 183 amino acids. Gene Ontology annotation, molecular function: pyrophosphatase activity. The transcript is spliced from 5 exons. The record is from RefSeq and is a predicted model, not a curated record.
GUUUCCGUUCUUUUAUUUUAGUUGCCUUAUACCUGAAAUAUUUGGCUUAAUUCAGUUGACGACAAUCACUUUUUUUAAACUCCAAAGAUGCAACUCUCCUUUCUGGGAUUGUCGCCCAUAAAUUAGAAGGGGGAAAAAAAGAACAAAUUCUCUUAAAAUUUCGUUUGGGGCCGAACUUGUUUGCUUCAGUAGAGUGCUCAAAUUGAUUCGUUUUGGGUAUUCGUCGUUCUUGUUUUCGAUUGCUCUGAGGAUGGUUUGCUUGGUUUCUCGCACGGGAAGGCACCUGCAGCGAUAUGAUAAUUUGGGCCGCCGCCAAGUUGUCGGGUGCAUUCCUUAUAGAUUCAAAUCUAGCAGUGACGGAACCAUUAGUAACGAAUUGGAAGUUCUUGUAAUCUCUUCCCAGAAGUGUCAAAAAAUGAUGUUUCCCAAGGGUGGUUGGGAGCUUGAUGAAUCUAGAGAAGAAGCUGCAUUAAGAGAGUCACUCGAAGAAGCUGGUGUUCUAGGCAUUGUUGAGUGUGAAUUGGGGAAAUGGGACUUCAUAAGCAAAAGCCAUGGGACAUUUUAUGAAGGUUACAUGUUCCCUUUGCUUGUGAAGGAAGAGCUUGACCUCUGGCCCGAGCAAAACCUAAGACAAAGGACUUGGAUGAAUGUUAAGGAAGCAAGGGAUGUAUGCCAGCAUUGGUGGAUGAAGGAAGCUUUGGACAUAUUGGUUGAAAGACUCAACUCAUUGAAUGAGCAAAAUGAACACAAAUUCCCCAAUUUGUGCACUGAUAUAGUGGCAGCAAAUAUUGCCACUUUGUAAAUAAUCUCUUGUUAAAAAGAAGAGAGGGUGGAGCUAAACAUUUGUCAUGGGACAGGUCAACUAUGUUGACUAACAAGUACAAUCAUUCACUCACAGCUGGGUAAUGUUGGGAAAA